AUGGCGGCCACCACCUUUUGGGAAGAAAAUCGUCAGCGGGCUGAUCUGAAACCCAUGGGAAGUUCAAAACUACCUGCUAACCCAGGGUUCUUUUGUGUGUGUCUAGAUUUCCAGUGGGUUCAAGGGGACGUGUGUGAAGUCCAGCUGAUGGUGUACAACCCCAUGCUGUUUGAGCUUCGAGUGCAGAACAUGGGGCUGCUGACCAGUGGAGUGGAAUUCGAGUCGCGCCCUGCAGCGCUCUCCCUUCCGGCCGAGUCUGGUCUGUACCUGGUGACGCUCGUAGGGGUCCCACAGACGACUGGAACGAUCACCGUGAACGAUCGGCACACUCAUUGCAGCCUUCCUCUGGUGACGAGAUAUCUACCAACGUGUCUAUGCAGCUGUUCAACGGGGAGACUCAUCAACUCAUCGUCACCUUAG
Oryctolagus cuniculus (rabbit) is the source of this 420-nucleotide messenger RNA. The record is from RefSeq and is a predicted model, not a curated record. Lineage: Eukaryota; Metazoa; Chordata; Mammalia; Lagomorpha; Leporidae.